Molecule: messenger RNA, 877 nt
Organism: Bradysia coprophila
Lineage: Eukaryota; Metazoa; Arthropoda; Insecta; Diptera; Sciaridae
Product: L-rhamnose-binding lectin CSL3-like
Molecular function (GO): carbohydrate binding
Source: RefSeq, a predicted model, not a curated record
GUUGGACUAUCACUUCAUUCAAUAAACAGAGUGUUGUCGAAUUAGUUAGGCAAAUUACCGUUUCCUGUUGUUUAGUUAUAAUUUCGAAAUAAAUUAUCGCAAUGAUUACGAUCAAUACCUUAGGAUUUCUAAUGAUAGUGGCAUUUGUCACGGUUGAUGCAGAUAUUGAUCACGGAUCAAAGUUUCCUAAACAAUUCCAUGUAUUAAGACUAUCAGCCCAAGCUUGUGAGAGAAGUCCACUGACCAUCCGGUGCAACAACGGAGUGAUCAAUGUGAUUAGCGCUAAUUACGGUCGUCUGUCAAGAACACCAUGUAAUGAUAAUGGUAAUGCACCGAUUCGUACCGUGAACUGUGUGUCAAGAAACAGCCUUGACAUUGUGAAAGCUCAGUGCUCGAAUCAGGAGAGCUGUACCGUACAGGCUACCAAUGGCGUCUUCGGUGAUCCGUGCGAAGGCACAUUCAAAUAUUUGCAAGUGGAAUAUCAGUGCACUGAAACCGAAUCGCGACCAAAAAGAGCGAUAGCAUGCGAACAUUCAAAUUUGGAAAUAGAAUGCGAACGAGGAGAAAGAAUUUCGGUGUUGCAAGCAAAUUACGGCCGAACAACUAGAAGAACAUGUAGCAAUAAUGGCAAUGGUCCUGUUCUUACUACCAAUUGUAAGAGCCAGAGGAGCGUCGAAAUUGUUAGAGCAAAUUGUGGUGACAAACGACAGUGCACUGUAUCAGCGUCCAAUGGUGUCUUUGGCGAUCCAUGUGUGGGUACACUGAAAUAUUUGGAAGUUAUGUACCUUUGUGUCAGGCGCAGAAAUUGAAAACGUUGAAUGUUUUGAUUGCUUUGUGUAUAAAAAAAAUUGUUAAGAAUAAAAUUGGUUUUGGAGAA